AGGGGGAGGUAUUCUGAGCUGGGCACUCCCUCAGACUUUCCUGUUGAAGCUGGUCCACCUUCAUUAAAUGAUAAUUGGGGCAGUCCCAGUCGCCCAGGGGUUUGGAUACCUCCCCCGAGAUCAGAGAGCUGCUGGUUGAGAUGGGAUUUGACCAUUGCUCUCUAACCUCGCAAGUGAAGGGCCUAAGUGCUGGACUGGGACAUAUUCUGAUGUGGGGCUCCCUCAGUCUUUUCUGUGGAUGCUGGUCCCCUCUAACUACGUAAUAACUGGGCUAAAACUUGCCUCUCGGGUUUGGGGAUUAGAGCACUUCUCUGGGAUGUGAGUGACUCUGGUUCAAAUCCCGCCUCUGCCUCAGUAAAGGGGAUUUGGUGCCUGCGGUGCAGGCCCUUAUAAAUCAGCUGUGGACUGUACAGAGGAGCUCUUGCUGGUUUAAUUAAUGAGUAAUUGGGGGCCACACAAAAGACCCAAAUCACUCUUUUGUCCCCAGUGGCUAGGAUACACACCCAGGCUGUGGCAGACCCCAGGUCACUCCCCUUCUCUGCUGAGGGGUGUGAACUGGGGACUCCCACCUCCCAGGGAGAGUCAGAGGUGGGCAAGCCCUGUCCAAAUCCCCUCCCUGCCCCCAGGGGACAAUGGCCUCCUGAGAAAGGAGGGGGAAAGGAUGUCACACCCCAAAGGGCAAUCAGUAGGAAGGCAGAAAAUCCCUGUAGAAACCCCUGCUGACCAGGCAGCAGGAAGUUGAGCCAGCCUCUCCUACAGCCCAGGCAAGCACCCUAACCACCAGACUAUAGAGCAACUCUGGCUUUUGGUGUGGCCUGAAGGACACUUAAAUCAAGUGAAACUUCAGAAGGCGAGAGUGAGGGAACCCCUCACUCAGCACUAUCCCUCAAAGUGCACACCCAGGCUGCAGGAGAGCCCUCUUCAAACUGCUUCUCAGCAGGCCCAGCAGGGGAUUUGAACCUGCCAUAGCCUAACUCUGGGUCUGUAGAGGGAGUCCUGGCGCUGGCCCAGCCCAAAGAAUAGUUAAUUCAAUUGGAACAGCUUCAAGAGGCAGGGAGCCCCUGAGCACAACACCCAGGAGCUCUCACAUCAAACUCCUUUACAGCAGCCCAAGGGGGAGAUCUGAACUAUCAUCUCCCAUGCUCCAGGCCCGCAGCCUAACCACCAGCCUGCUGCCAGAGGCUUGUUUUGCCAUUGGCUCAAAGAAUAGUUAAGCCAAGUAGAACAGCUUCACCAGGCAAGCGUGAGGGAGCCCCUUGCCCCCAAUUUCUGUGGCCCAUCACCCGGGCAGUAGGAGAUUCCUCCUCACAUCCCUUCUCGUCAUCAGGCAGAGAGGGAUAUUCAGGGCUGGCCUAAAGGAUAAUCGUGCCCCUGGCCCCCGCUGCCUCCCCAUCCAUCACCCCGGCCCCCACGUCCCUGCCCCUGUCUGCUGCUGCCUCCCAGGUCUCCCCACACAUCUCCACCAUUGCCCCUGGACCCUGCUGCCUCCCUGGGCUCCCCACCCCCAGGCCUGCUACCUCCCCUGCCCCAUUGCACCAAGCUGCCUUCUGUGACCUUGCACCCCUCUCCCACCCCUCUCCUUGCCUCUUGCCUCUGCCAGCUGGAGAGCAGCGGCUGCUGGCCGGGAGCCCACAGGUGCCAGGGCUAUGAACUGCCGAGCUGAGAGGUGUCACGCCUCGGCCCCAGCAAUCCCCGGCACAAAUUAAGUACUGAUGUUUCCACCUGGGGUGGUCACCCACCCAUAUGCUUGUCCUGUCUAUUUUUAUUUCUGCGGGGGAAUCACAGGCUUCUUAGAGGGAAUGAAUGGUGCCCCUGUCCUGUGCAUAAACACACCCUGGAUUUUUGCAUCCACCCCCCCUUUUGAAGCCAACUGACCUGCCCUUCUGAUGCAGAUGGGAAAUGUCCCAUUUUUAAGAAAGGGGUGAAUAAUCUAAAACCCCAUGUUGGUCCCUCUCUGGGCUCCCCUGACUCUCACACUGCUGGUACAUUCUCUGCUGCGCCCUUCUGCCCUCACCAUUCUGGCGCGGUGUCUUUGAACACAAUGCCUCCGCUUGGUCAUGGGGAGGGAAACCAGACCAGGCAAAGACAGGGUCUGCACAGCUAGGUUCAGGGCAGCAAAUCAAGCGGCCUCCAGAAGCCAGGCAGGAGUGGGGAGGGAUGCCUGCCCUGGCCCCUGUAGCAAAGAGGCAUGGCUGCCCGUGGAGAUUGACAGCGAGGGACCGCCAGACGCCCCCUGGUGGGUGGAACCAGGAAGGCCACACCCAUGGUGCCAGAAGCAGAGGGGCGGGGCAGGGACGGGAAGUAUAAAAGGCGGGCCCUGCGCCCCAGUUGGGCUGGAGCUGUCAAGGGAGAUGGAUGUGUUUUCCCUGCUGCUGGUGUAGGUGCCUGCAGAGGACUUCUACUGCCCUGAGGAUUCUCCAGAGCUGCUAGACCUGGCUGAUGCUGAGCUGGGAUUGCCCCGUCUGUGUAUCCUGGGGAGGUGGAGGAUGACCCUGGGACUCAGCACGUAGGAGCCCGAGCCAAAGCUAUGUACACACACAGAACAGAAGGACAGUCCCUGCCCUAAGGAGCUUACAAUCUGAGUAGAAGACGAGACAAUGGAUGGAUACAGGCAGACCAAUGGAUGAAUACGAGGAAACAAUGAGACAAUAUUACCAGCACGCACACACUGACGAUGUUGGAACCAGUCUCUACUUUGUGAACGACUCUAUCCAGCAGGUGACCUUCUCCAGCACAGUCGGGGUGGUGAUCUCCUGCCCCGCAGCAGGGUCACCCAGCGCCGCCCUUCGCUGGUACCUCGCCACAGGGGACGACAUCUAUGAUGUACCGCACAUCCGGCAUGUCCAUGCCAAUGGGACUUUGCAGCUCUACCCCUUCUCGCCAUCAGCCUUCAAUAGCUUUAUCCACGACAAUGACUACUUCUGUACCGCGGAGAACUCGGCGGGCAAAAUCAGGAGUCCCAAUAUCCGUGUUAAAGCAGUUUUCAGGGAACCUUACACCGUCCGGGUGGAGGAUCAAAGGUCAAUGCGUGGAAACGUGGCUGUCUUCAAGUGCCUCAUCCCUUCUUCAGUGCAGGAAUACGUUAGUGUUGUGUCCUGGGAGAAAGAUACUGUUUCUAUCAUCCCAGAAAAUAGGUUUUUUAUUACUUUUUAUGGAGGUUUGUACAUAUCGGACGUGCAGAAGGAAGAUGCCUUGUCCACCUACAGGUGUAUCACCAAGCACAAGUACAGUGGAGAGACACGCCAGAGCAAUGGGGCUAGGCUCUCCGUGUCAGACCCAGCAGAAUCCAUCCCUACCAUCCUAGAUGGCUUUCAGUCCAGGGAGGUAAAGGCAGGCCAGCUGGUGGAGCUUCCGUGCAUCGCCUCCGGGUACCCGAACCCAGCCAUCCGGUGGAUCAAGGACGGGCGGCCACUCCCUGCAGACAGCAGGUGGACCAAGCGCAUCACAGGACUGACAAUCAGUGACCUGCGUGUGGAGGACAGUGGGACGUACAUCUGUGAGGUCACAAACACCUUCGGGUCGGCCGAAGUCACCGGGACCCUCACAGUCAUAGACCCUCUGCACGUGAGCCUCACGCCAAAGAAGCUGAAGACGGGCAUUGGCAGCACAGUCAUCCUCUCCUGCGCCCUCAGCGGCUCGCCGGAGUAUGCCCUCCGUUGGUACCGCAACACAGACCUGGUGGUGCUGGACGACUACAUCUCCAUCCGGGGGAUUAGCAACGAGACCCUCCUCAUCACUGCCGCGCAGAAGAGCCACUCUGGGGCCUACCAGUGUUUCGCCACCCGGAAAGCCCAAACGGCGCAGGACUUCUCCAUCAUUGCGCUGGAGGAUGGGACCCCCCGGAUCGUCUCCUCCUUCAGCGAGAAAGUGGUCAACCCGGGCGAGCAGUUCUCCCUGAUGUGUGCCGCCAAAGGCGCUCCCCCACCCACCAUCACCUGGGCCCUGGACGAUGAGCCCAUCCAGAGGGACAACGAGCACCGCACCAAUCAGUACACCAUGUCAGACGGCACCACCGUGAGCCACAUGAACGUCACCAGCCCGCAGAUCAAGGACGGAGGGGUGUACCGGUGCGCCGCGCGGAACUCGGUGGGCAGCGCCGAAUACCAAGCGCGAAUAAACGUAAGAGGUCCCCCGAGUAUCCGAGCCAUGAAGAAUAUAACGGCAGUGGCGGGUAGGGAUACCUUCAUCAACUGCAGGGUGAUCGGGUAUCCAUACUAUUCCAUCAAGUGGUACAAGGAUGCCUUGCUGCUGCCAGAUAACCACCGCCAGGUGGUCUUUGAGAACGGGACCCUUAAGCUGAUGGAUGUGCAGAAGGGCAUGGAUGAAGGGGAGUAUCUCUGCAGCGUCCUGAUCCAGCCGCAGCUCUCUAUCAGCCAGAGCGUCCACGUUACCGUGAAAGUCCCUCCCCUGAUCCAGCCCUUUGAGUUCCCACCGGCCUCGAUUGGCCAGCUCCUCUACAUCCCCUGCGUGGUCUCCUCGGGGGACAUGCCCAUCCGCAUCACCUGGCGGAAGGAUGGGCAGGUGAUCAUCUCUGGCUCGGGGGUCACUAUCGAGAGCAAAGAGUUCAUGAGCUCCCUGCAGAUCUCCAGCGUCUCCCUCAAGCACAACGGCAACUACACGUGCAUCGCCAGCAACGCCGCCGCCACCGUGAGCCGCGAGCGGCAGCUGGUCGUGCGAGUGCCGCCUCGUUUCGUGGUCCAGCCCAACAACCAGGAUGGCAUCUAUGGCAAAGCGGGGGUGCUGAACUGCUCUGUGGAUGGGUAUCCCCCUCCCAAGGUCAUGUGGAAGCAUGCAAAAGGAAGCGGGAACCCCCAGCAGUACCAUCCUGUGCCCCUCACGGGCCGCAUUCAAAUCCUUCCCAACAGCUCGCUGCUUAUUCGUCAUGUGCUGGAGGAGGACAUUGGCUAUUACCUUUGCCAGGCCAGCAACGGUGUGGGGACGGAUAUCAGCAAGUCCAUGUUCCUCACUGUCAAGAUCCCAGCCAUGAUCACUUCCCACCCCAAUACCACCAUUGCGAUCAAGGGCCAGAUGAAGGAGCUGAAUUGCACAGCCCGAGGGGAGCGGCCAAUCAUCAUUCGCUGGGAGAAAGGCGACACCGUCAUCGACCCCGACCGCAACAUGAGAUAUGCCAUUACCACCAAGGAUAAUGGUGACGAGGUCAUUUCAACGCUCAAGCUUAAACCAGCCGACCGGGGGGACUCCGUCUUCUUCUCCUGCCACGCGAUCAAUUCUUAUGGUGAAGAUAGAGGAUUGAUCCAGCUCACUGUCCAAGAGCCUCCUGACCCGCCAGAGCUGGAAAUUCGCGAGGUGAAAGCCCGAAGCAUGAACUUGCGUUGGACUCAGAGAUUUGAUGGAAACAGCAUCAUCACUGGGUUUGAUAUUGAAUACAAGAAUAAAUCUGAUUCCUGGGAUUUUAAGCAAUCUACCCGCAACAUCUCUCCCACCAUUAACCAGGCUAAUAUAGUGGACCUGCAUCCAGCCUCCGUGUACAGCAUCCGCAUGUACUCCUUCAACAAGAUUGGGCGCAGCGAGCCGAGCAAGGAGCUCACCAUCAGCACCGAGGAAGCAGCUCCGGAUGGGCCCCCAAUGGAUGUCACCUUGCAGCCAAUGACAUCGCAGAGCAUCCAGGUCACCUGGAAGGCCCCAAAGAAGGAACUCCAGAAUGGGGUGAUCCGUGGCUACCAGAUUGGCUACCGGGAAAACAGCCCCGGCAGCAAUGGGCAAUACAGCAUUGUGGAGAUGAAGGCCACGGGGGACAGUGAGGUCUACACCUUGGACAACCUGAAGAAGUUUGCACAGUAUGGGGUCGUGGUGCAGGCGUUCAACCGCGCGGGGACGGGGCCCUCCUCCAGCGAGAUCAAUGCCACCACGCUCGAGGAUGUUCCCAGCCAGCCCCCGGAGAACGUGAGGGCAUUAUCCAUCACAUCAGAUGUGGCUGUGAUCUCCUGGUCAGAGCCCCCGCGCAGUACCCUGAAUGGUGUGCUCAAGGGGUACAGGGUGAUCUUCUGGUCUCUCUAUAUGGAUGGAGAAUGGGGGGAGAUGCAGAAUAUCACCACCACGCGGGAGCGAGUGGAGUUGCGCGGAAUGGAGAAGUUCACCAACUACAGUGUCCAGGUUCUGGCGUACACACAGGCCGGCGAUGGUGUCCGCAGCAGCGUGCUCUACAUCCAGACCAAGGAGGACAUUCCAGGCCCCCCCGCUGGGAUAAAAGCUGUCCCGUCUUCUGCCAGCAGCGUGGUCGUGUCCUGGCUUCCCCCAGCUAAGCCGAAUGGGAUCAUCCGGAAGUAUACUAUCUUCUGUUCCAGCCCCGGGUCCGGACAGCCGGCCCCCAGCGAGUACGAGACCAGCCCCGAGCAACUCUUCUACCGCAUCGCCCACCUCAACCGCGGGCAGCAGUACAUGUUGUGGGUGGCGGCUGUGACCUCGGCGGGACGUGGCAACAUCAGUGAAAAGGUCACCAUUGAGCCUGCUGGGAAAGCCCCAGCCAAGAUCAUCUCCUUUGGCGGCACUGUCACCACUCCGUGGAUGAAGGAUGUCAGGCUGCCAUGCAAUUCAGUUGGGGAGCCGGCCCCUGCCAUUAAAUGGACAAAGGACAGCGAGGAUUCUGCCAUUCCGGUGGCAGUGGACGGACACCGGCUGAUCCAGGCCAACGGCACGCUGGUCCUGCGCUCGGUGAAAGCUGAGGAUUCUGGGUAUUACACCUGCACUGCCACCAACACAUGGGGCUUUGAUACCAUCAUCAUUAACCUGCUGGUGCAAGUUCCCCCAGACCAGCCACGCUUGACUGUAUCUAAAACCUCAGCUUCAUCCAUCACGUUGGCCUGGAUUCCUGGGGACAAUGGCGGCAGCUCCAUCAGAGGCUUUGUGCUGCAGUACUCGGUGGACAACAGCGAGGAGUGGAAGGACGUGUUCAUCAGCUCCACCGAACGCUCGUUCAAGCUGGACGGCCUCAAGUGCGGCACGUGGUACAAGGUGAAGCUGGCAGCUAAGAACAGCGUGGGGGCCGGCCGGAUCAGUGAGAUCAUCGAGGCCAAGACGCACGGCAGAGAGCCCUCCUUCAGCAAGGACCAGCACCUCUUCACCCACCUUAAUUCUACGCACGCCAGGCUGAACCUGCAGGGCUGGAGCAGCGGGGGCUGCCCCAUCGUGGCCAUUGUCCUGGAGUACCGGCCCAAGGGCAACUGGGUCUGGCAGAGCCUCAAGACCAACAACUCCAACGAGGUCUUCCUGACGGAGCUGCGCGAGGCCACCUGGUACGAGCUCCGGAUGAAGGCCUGCAACAGCGCCGGCUGCGGUAACGAGACCACCCAGUUCGCCACGCUGGACUACGACGGCAGUACCAUACCCCCAAUCAAAUCUGCUCAGGGGGAGGGGGAUGACGUGAAGAAGCUUUUCACCAUUGCCUGCCCUGUGAUCCUGGCUACGCUCGGGGUGGCCCUGCUCUUCAUCAUCCGCAAGAAGAGGAAGGAGAAGCGUCUGAAGAGAUUGAGAGAUGCAAAGAGCUUGGCAGAAAUGCUAAUAAGCAAGAAUAACCGGAGCUUUGACACACCAGUGAAAGGGCCCCCCCAGGGUCCCCGGCUGCAUAUCGAUAUUCCUCGUGUCCAGCUGCUCAUUGAGGAUAAGGAGGGCAUCAAGCAGCUGGGGGAUGAUAAAGCUACAAUACCAGUGACAGACACAGAGUUCAGCCAAGCUGUGAAUCCCCAGAGCUUCUGCACUGGGGUAUCCUUGCAUCAUCCAGCUCUGAUACAGAACACCGGACCCUUGAUUGACAUGUCUGACAUUCGACCCGGUACCAACCCAGUUUCCCGGAAGAGCGUGAAAUCUGCACACAGCACCCGGAACAGGUACUCCAGCCAAUGGACUCUCACCAAAUGCCAGGCAUCUACUCCUGCACGUACUCUUACAUCUGACUGGAGGACUGUGGGAUCCCAGCAUGGAAUUACGGUCACAGAGAGUGACAGCUACAGUGCCAGUUUAUCUCAGGACACGGACAAAGGGCGGAACAGCAUGGUGUCUACGGAGAGCGCCUCAUCCACCUACGAGGAGCUGGCACGGGCCUAUGAGCACGCCAAGCUCGAGGAGCAAUUGCAGCAUGCCAAGUUCGAGAUCACAGAGUGCUUCAUCUCAGAUAGCUCUUCCGACCAAAUGACCACAGGGACCAAUGAGAACGCAGACAGCAUGACCUCCAUGAGCACCCCGUCCGAGCCAGGCAUCUGCAGGUUCACCGCCUCCCCGCCCAAGCCGCAGGACAGCGACAGAGGCAAGAACGUGGCAGUGCCCAUCCCACACAGAGCUAACAAGAGCGAUUACUGCAACCUUCCCUUGUACGUGAAAUCAGAAGCAUUCUUCCGCAAGCCUGACAUCCACGAUCCUUGUCCAGUGGUCCCGCCCAGGGAAGCCUCCAUCCGAAACCUAGCCAGGGCUUAUCACACGCAAGCGAGGCAUAUGACGCUAGACCCAGGCAGCAAGCCUUUGGGCCUGCCACACCCGGGCUCCUCCACAACUACUUUACCUCAAAGAACACUCACCAUGCCUGUCUCGGCAAACUCCGCUUCUGCUCCUGCCGCUUCUGCUCCUGCCGCCGAUCCCGCUCCUGCCGCCAGCGCUGAGCCACGCAUGCCCACACACACCAAGAUGGGAGGCUCUAGAGACUCUUUACUAGAAAUGAGCACAUCCGGUAUAGGGAGAUCUCAAAAACAAGGGGCUGGAGCGUACUCCAAAUCCUACACUCUUGUGUAGGAAACUAGAAAACCAAUUUAAAAGAAACUGCUGGUUUCCUGCAUUAUUUAUAUUGAAAUAAAAUAAACUCUUGUACAUAAUGAACUCUUUUGUAUAAAUGAAACUAUUUUCUUCUUCUCCAGAACUGAAAAAGAAGCCAGGGCACAAAGAAUUUGAUGUUACAGAUUUAAAAUAUAUAUAUAUAUGUGAUCUUAUAUUUCACAUCAUUUUGAAAGGAGCACAAAGAGACUCAGCGAUUUUUUCCCCUGAUAUUAUUGGUGGUUUUGAAAAGCAAAUUCUCAAAGACAUUGCAUGCUGUUUACUGUUCUGAAAACAACAGGAGUUGCUUUGAUUUGCAAAUGCUUAUGUGUUAAUACCUUUUUCUAUGAAAAAACCCAGCGCCGUGUGCAAUAAAAGUUAUGUUUAUA
This is a messenger RNA of Chelonia mydas (Green sea turtle), 9146 nucleotides long. It is a transcript of the gene DSCAML1, whose product is annotated as DS cell adhesion molecule like 1. The transcript is spliced from 34 exons. NCBI's taxonomy places the organism in Eukaryota, Metazoa, Chordata, Testudines, Cheloniidae. The coding region runs from base 2602 to 8739 and encodes 2045 amino acids. The record is from RefSeq and is a predicted model, not a curated record. Gene Ontology annotation, cellular component: axon; plasma membrane. Gene Ontology annotation, biological process: homophilic cell-cell adhesion; axon guidance; dendrite self-avoidance. Gene Ontology annotation, molecular function: cell-cell adhesion mediator activity.